Messenger RNA from Raphanus sativus (radish), 428 nucleotides. Its product is annotated as CLAVATA3/ESR (CLE)-related protein 40-like. Bases 46 to 297 code for a protein of 83 amino acids. The transcript has 3 exons. Lineage: Eukaryota; Viridiplantae; Streptophyta; Magnoliopsida; Brassicales; Brassicaceae. The record is from RefSeq and is a predicted model, not a curated record.
CCUUUCUUCCACAAGCAAGGUUUUUUCAUUUUUUUUUUCUGGAAAAUGGCGGCCAUGAGAUACAAAGGAAGCGUUUUCAUCACAUUCAUCUUCUUCUCUGUCGUCCUUCUUCAAUGCCCACUUGCUCACUCUUCUUCUACAUCAUCGUUCUUUUGGUUAGCAGAAACAGAAUAUAUGAACGCCAUGAAAAAGGAGCAUGAGAUUGAUGUUGGAUCAGCUAAUGAAGCUGAAGAAAGAAAAGUUCCUACUGGAUCCGACCCUCUCCAUCAUCACCACACUCCCUUUGCUUCUCCAUAGAUUAGUUGCUUUUACAUUUUCUGUUUCUCAUAAAUCAUAUUAGUCUGUAACACGUUUUAAUUCUAGAUUUUGGUUUUGUUUUUCCGAAUAUUAAUUUAUUUUCUGUUAUAAAAUGAUUAUUUGUUAGUGUA